UCACAUUCGCAAUAGUCAUCACCCGCGCUGUCAUUACAGACUCUCCACACCAAAACCCCCAGACCCAAAUCCGCCCCAUCCAAAAUGCCCCCGAAAUCUGAAACCCAGCCUCCAUCCACCGCCAUCACCACGCCCUCCGACCCAUCUACCGCCUCCGUCGACCCAAUUCUCCUCAUCCUUCGGAUCCUCCCCUACAGCUUCCUCCGCCCCCCUCGACUCCGCCUCAAGCUCCCAACCCUAACCCUCCCCUCACCCAUGACCGUCUACGCCCUCGUCCUCCUCACCUACUUCAUGGUUGUCUCCGGCAUCGUCUACGACGUCAUCGUCGAGCCCCCGGGCAUCGGAUCAACUCAGGACCGCCUCACAGGGUCUAUCCGACCCGUCGUCUUCCUCCCCGGCCGGGUCAACGGGCAGUACAUAAUCGAAGGGCUGUCGUCCGGGUUCAUGUUCGUGCUUGGUGGGAUCGGCAUUGUGCUCAUGGACUUGGCUCUGGAUCGGAAUCGGGCGAAAAGUGUGAAGGUGUCGUAUGCCACUGCUGGGAUCUCCUCUGUCGUUCUCGCCUAUGUUAUGAGUAUGCUGUUUAUUCGUAUCAAGAUCCCAGGUUAUCUUUACUAACUAGUUAGUUAUCAGCUAAAUUCGAGUUUCAAUUUGCAUUUGUGGACCUCAAUUAUGGUUUAAUUUAGACAUGGGUUAUAUAAUUAUCAGUAUAAUCAGAUUUUGAUAUAUCUAUAUGGCUCGUGAUUCGUCUUGUUUUCUUGCAUGUUUGUUGAGUGAAGAAGCAUGCUUUAUGUUUA
Messenger RNA from Malus domestica (apple), 794 nucleotides. RefSeq lists its product as uncharacterized. Lineage: Eukaryota; Viridiplantae; Streptophyta; Magnoliopsida; Rosales; Rosaceae. The record is from RefSeq and is a predicted model, not a curated record. Gene Ontology annotation, cellular component: oligosaccharyltransferase complex.